AUCGUUUACAAUAAAGUAACAAAGUACUUAGUACGUCUUAGUAUUCAUAAUGAACAAAAAUUUUAGUCACUUUCCAGUUAUAGUGCUUCUCGCGUGCUUCAUUCUUAUAAACAAGGCAUCAGGAACUGAUGAAGCAAGAUUUUUCGGAAGAUUACCGUUUUUGAACGCUAAUGACAAUAACUAUUGCGAUACUGCGUGUGGGAAACAACAAACACGAUUUGCUUUUUUUAGCAUUUUAAGAAAUUUUUGCAUAUCGAGAUGCCCAAAUUCAGUAGUUGCGCAUCUUGGAAACUCAAAUUCAGGAAGUUCCCCAACAAAUCCAAAUGGAUCACAAUCCAAUAUCAAUAAUAUUAUGCAUCAAGUUAUGCAACAAAUGGCAAAUAAUCCCUCCCCCGGAGGUAUUCCCAAUUUUUCAAUAGCUCCUUUCCCGGGCAAUGGAAACGGUCAACCGCAGAUUACAUUUGGCAACCAACCUGGCAAUGGUAUUGGUCAAAUCGUGCCAAAUCUGCAAGGUCCGGCAAACGGCCCAACAAACACUCUUUCACCGGGAGCUCCAACUCAAACGGGAACUUCUCCCGCGGCAGGAGCUCCAACUGCACCGGCGGGUACUCCGGGUGCAGCAACUCCUGCAGGUACUCCAGGUGCAGCAGCUCCUGCAGGUGCUCCAGGUGCAGCAGCUCCAGCGGGUGCUCCGGGUGCAGCUCCUCCAGCGGGUGCUCCGGGUGCAGCUCCUCCAGCAGGAAGAUAAUAAGAAUUAUAAUUUUAUGCUAUUAACUGCAAAAUUAGUAUUGAGUGUCAAGACAUCAACAAGAGAGGAUCUUUACUAUUCUCAAAGUUUUUAUUGUCUGCCCUGGUAAAUACGAAAGAAGAACAAAAAAUGUAAAUUUCUAAGGAUAUAAUUGGAUCGUGAGAUAAAUAAAUUUUUUAUUUAAAUUUAA
Molecule: messenger RNA, 938 nt
Organism: Trichogramma pretiosum
Lineage: Eukaryota; Metazoa; Arthropoda; Insecta; Hymenoptera; Trichogrammatidae
Exons: 3
Coding region: 435-857 (140 amino acids)
Source: RefSeq, a predicted model, not a curated record